AUGGAGAUAGAGAAGAUGGCGGUGUGCGAUGGUAGUGUGGGGGCAAGGUGUUGUGCUGGUUUUAAUAGGAAUUCAGUUCUACCGUUAUGUGCUUUAAUUAUAUCCACUAGAAAAUUUGAAUCUGGAUAUUUUAAAAGAAAACUGCAUAAGAAGGUUGAACAAUUGAUUAAAUCUCAAGAGGGAGCCCUUGAUAAAUUUUUUAACGGUAGUAAACAAAAGCAUAAUGACGAUGUAGUUCUCGAAGAAGAGUUUAAUAAGAAUGAUAUCGACGAUAAUACAAUUGAAAAACAUCAUUGUCUGGUGAAUGAAGAGAUAUCUAUCGAAGAUGAUGUUAUGGAUGAAAGAAACAUCAAUGAAAAGAUUAGUGAACCAUUCUCCUUUGAUAUUAGUGAUUCAGCGAAUUGGGAAAAUAUGAAUCAGAAUUUAAGAGAUUUAAUCGUAAUGAAAGGUCCAAUAAGAGAUAAUGAUGUAAUUUUUCCAAAAGAUGUAGCUAAUCGACACUUCUCAUCUGUUCAUUACACUCGACGGUUACCCAAUGGAGAGAAUCAUGAUAGAAAAUGGUUGAUAUAUUCAAAAAGUUUGGAUAAAAUAUUUUGUUUUUGUUGUAAGCUAUUCAAGAAUGAUGGGGUUCAAACUCAAUUGGCACAUGAUGGUGCAAAUAAUUGGAAAAAUAUUGGUGAAAAACUAAGAAAACAUGAAGUGAGUUAUGACCAUAUCACUAACUUGAGUAGAUGGAUCGAAAUGGAAAUAAGAUUUCAAAAAGAACAAACAAUUGAUAAAAGUGUGCAGGAACAAAUCAAUAAGGAUAGAGAACAUUGGAGACAAGUAUUGUUGAGAAUAAUAUCCGUGAUUAGAACUCUUGCAGAAAAUAAUUUGGCGUUUCGUGGAGAUAAUGAAAAUAUAUACCAAGAAAAUAAUGGUAUCUUCUUAAGCUUAAUUCAAAUGAUUGCUGAGUUUGAUCCUAUAAUGCAAGAGCAUAUUCGUCGAAUUCAAAAUAAAGAAAUUCAUUAUCAUUAUCUUGGACACAAAAUUCAGAAUGAGUUGAUACUUAUGCUAGCGGGUGAGAUUAAGAAAAUAAUCAUCGAGAAACUCGAAUCCAAGUACUUUUCUGUGAUACUUGAUUGCACUCCAGAUUUGAUAGAUCAAGCUCUGUCAUCGCUUCAAAAUAGAUUUGAACAAUUUCAGGAAUAUGACGAUAUUUUUGAAUUUUUAUUUGAUUUGGAAAAGCUUAAAUCCAUUGAUGAUACUACAUUGAAGUGCCGUUGCAUUAAUCUUGAAAAUUAUUUGAAGUAUAACACAGUAUCUGAUAUCGAUGGAAUGGAAUUAUUUUCUGAGUUGAAAGUUUUAAGGGAAGUAAUAUCUACAGAAAUGAAUGGAGCAGCUGAUGUGUUAAAUUACAUUAAGAGAAUGAAUUGUUGUUUUGCAAAUGCUUUGGUUGCUUACAGGAUAUUAUUGACUAUCCCAGUCACUGUUGCGUCCGCUGAAAGAAGUUUUUCAAAGUUAAAAUUGAUUAAGUCUUAUCUUCGAUCAACUAUGUCACAAGAGAGGUUGAAUGGAUUAUCUAUGAUUUCUAUUAAAAAAAAUAAAAAUAAAGUAUGGGGCCUCAAGAUUGUCGGCUCACUUAGGGCCUCCGAAUUGUCAGGGCCGGCUCUGCAUCCAUGA
Molecule: messenger RNA, 1662 nt
Organism: Olea europaea var. sylvestris
Lineage: Eukaryota; Viridiplantae; Streptophyta; Magnoliopsida; Lamiales; Oleaceae
Exons: 5
Coding region: 1-1662 (553 amino acids)
Molecular function (GO): protein dimerization activity
Source: RefSeq, a predicted model, not a curated record